Messenger RNA from Kalmanozyma brasiliensis GHG001, 3162 nucleotides. Its product is annotated as Peptidase C19, ubiquitin carboxyl-terminal hydrolase. The transcript has a single exon. Gene Ontology annotation, molecular function: cysteine-type endopeptidase activity; cysteine-type deubiquitinase activity. Gene Ontology annotation, cellular component: cytosol; nucleus. The record is from RefSeq and is a predicted model, not a curated record. Lineage: Eukaryota; Fungi; Basidiomycota; Ustilaginomycetes; Ustilaginales. Gene Ontology annotation, biological process: protein deubiquitination. Bases 1 to 3162 code for a protein of 1053 amino acids.
AUGUCGUCGUUCAGCUGGAAAGGUCUUUUAGGCGUCAAUCAGACGUCUGCAUCCUCGUCAUCUGCCUCUCCAAGCACAUCGGCUGCCAUCAAUGGCUCUGCAGCAUCGACCGGUACCGCCGCAAAUCACGUCGCGUCGAGCGCAGUUGCUGCCAAUGCAGCCGCCGCAUCCAGCGCAGCAGGUGCAUCUGCCAUGAGUCCGUCUGCGUCUCGAUCACCACUCAAUUCCAAUCCGUACUCAGCGACUCAGCCAACAACACCCUCCGUGCCUCUCUUUGGCGGCAUGAUCCCGAGCUCAACCCCACAUCACAGCACCAGCUUCAUCCCAUCGUCCGCCUCCACCGCCCAGUCCUCCCUGAUCAUCUCGCGAAAACCAUCAGAGAUCCCCGUCAACUCGGUCGAGGGCGGAGGAUAUCUUCUCGGAAUGGAGAACUUUGGCAAUACCUGCUAUGUCAACUCAAUCAUCCAGUCGCUCUACUUUUGCCGACCUUUCCGGGAUUCGUUGCUCAGCUACAAGACUUCAAGUCGAGAGCGGUCCGAAUCCGACGCGGGCAGCCAGCAUGGCAUCCACACCAUUGGCGACCUUGCCUCUCGGACUCUCCCUGAUACGACACCUGACAGCAUCGACGGAGUUCCUUCGUCGGAUACGCUAUUUGCCUCGAUGCGCGAUCUUUUCGAAGUCUUCCAGCAAUCGGGGCAGCAAAAGGCGCUCUCUUCCCCCACCCGGUCCACAGCUCCCGGAUCCCUCCCGCUCUCGAGCCCAAUAUCGCCUUCCCCUCCCACCAUUGCAGAGCAGCCAGGCGUCUCGAGGAAGACUUCAAUCUUGGGUCGUCCUUCCACUGCCGGCACCACUUCCGGCAGAGGUGGAGCAGGCAACCAGACCGUCUCUGCCGCCACAGUCAACGCCAGUGCCACUGCAGCUCAAGCCAUCCCCAUCACGCCCAACUCGGUUGCAGGUUCGGGUCCACCCAACCUGUCCAUCUCAACCGGCUCCAUAGGCACAGUCGCUUCCGGCUUUCCAUCGGUCGACUCGAGCGCGGUCAAGUCCUUCCUGAGCACCCUCAAGCGCGAGAAUGUGCUCUUUGAUAGCACCAUGCACCAGGAUGCACACGAAAUGCUCAACUUUGUGCUCAACAAGGUCGGCGAAGACCUCAUCGAUGCUGACAAGGCCAAGAACCGCGUGAGGAUGCAGAGCCGCAAUCCAUACCUCAAUGCAAGGACCGAUUCGGACAAAACGGUCGAUGCUCAAAGGAAACGCAACGUCAUGGAAGUGGGACCCAACGGCAAGACGUGCGUGCAUCGCCUGUUUGAAGGCGUCUUGACCAACGAGACCCGCUGCCUCACGUGCGAGACGGUCACCUCUCGUGACGAGUGCUUCUUGGAUCUCUCGAUCGACAUCGAACAGAACUCGUCCGUCACGUCGUGCCUGCGUCAGUUCUCGGCCUCGGAAAUGCUCCGUUCCCGCAACAAGUUCUUUUGCGACUCGUGCUCCGGCCUGCAAGAGGCAGAGAAGCGAAUGAAGAUCAAGAAGCUCCCCAAUGUGCUCGCACUUCACCUCAAGCGCUUCAAGUAUGAGGAGACGGUGCAGAGAUUCGUCAAGCUCGCCUAUCGCGUCGUCUUUCCGCUCGAGCUUCGACUUUUCAACACCUCGGACGACGCCGAAGAUCCCGAUCGACUCUACGAGCUGAGCGGCAUCGUCGUGCAUAUCGGAGCAGGGCCUCAUCACGGACACUACAUCGCGGUGAUCAAGGUGGGCGAUCGAUGGGUGCAGUUCGACGACGACGUCGUGACCUACAUCGAUGAAGCCGAGAUCUGCAAAUACUACGGCGAUCGACCUGGUCUCGGCAGCGCAUACGUCCUUUUCUAUCAGGCUGUCGAUCUGGACUUUGAGGUUCUCGGCUUGGAGGAUCCUGCGCUUCACGCUUUGGCCCAGCAGAGGAUAGCGGCGGCCGCCGAUCUGGAUGGCAGGGGCAGAGCGGGCCUAAAAGCGCCUGAUUUCGCUGAUCCACGCAGCAACAUCUCUCCUGACCGAUCGGCUGGCGCUGCAACGGCGAAUCGAUCGCGGCUGGACUCCGUGACCGAAGGAAGCGCAGUCACCUCGGCUGGUGCAGCGGGUGGGGCCGAAGCUGGUCAAAGCGGCAACGGAUGGUUCGGGUCCUUCCGCAACCGUGAGAAACGAGCAGGAAGUCAGUCGAGGCGCCGACCCAAGACGACAUCAUCGGCAGAUCCGAUUGCGCCUGGCUUGCCUGACGUGCCUACUUCGGCAACUCACGGUGAGCUUGCCAAGCAUGCUGCUGCUGAACUUGCGGGCACAACACCAGACGACGGCUCCGUAUCGACGCACUCGGCUGCUGCCAACGACGGCGCCUCCCGCGGCACGUCCUUAGUCACGUCGUUCGCAGCAACUCCGGCGACUGAGCACACUGCGCCGUUAGCCCACAAUGGCUUCUCGACGAUGGAAACCACGCCAGCGUCGACCACGGAUGCGAGCGUGAGCCGCGCUACAACCGAUUCGCCCAGCGAGUCCAAGUACGGCCGAAUGCUCUUGAACCAAGGGGAUGCUGCCGCCAACCGUGAUGCUCGCGAGCAGAAUUUUAUGCGAGGCGCAAUGAACCGGCGUGCUCGUGCCGCUUCCGAGGGCUUCCCUUCCCCGAACGCUUUGUCCGAAGCACCACCCGAUUCAAAUGGCCGAUCAGGCAUGGCUCACGGGGGCCAUCUUACAGCUGAACCGGAAGAUGCACAUCAUGCCGCAGUGACGCCGUCGGCCAUGGAAGCAAGUGCUACCUCUCAUACAUCAUCGAACGCACCACAUCAGCGCGAGACGUCGACCGGCAGCGGCUUUGCGCCUCUGGAAAGGUUGCUGUCGUCCAAGAACCAAAAGUCGCAGACCAAGACGGCCCGGCGAGCGUCUUCGAGCUAUAUGCCCUUGUCGCCAACGGCAGAGAAGGGCGAGAAAAGGGAAGGUAUGCUGUCGAACCUGUUUUCUUCCUCAUCUUCAUCGUCGGCAGCACAGUCGAAGCGCAACUCCGUGCAGCAGUUGGCCAACGGCGCUGACAUGAGCGGAGGCACGGUGGAAGCAGGACACCAACCCACACGCAAGCCGAGCUUGUCGACGCGGACGUUGAGCAAGACCUUUGGAUUCGGUCGCAACAAGCAGACCUAG